UAUUUGAUGUGACCUUUUACACAUCAAAUCCACUAAAAGUCGCCAUUUUUUUUCAAACAUGACUCAAUGGUAGUUGCUACGAUCCUUCCUUUCUUGUUGACCAAGUCCAGUCUUUAGUAAGACUUUCUGCCACACUUGGUGGCCAAGUUAUCAUCAUCCUCAUUCUUCUUCCCUCUCUUCACUCUUCUUCUUCAUCUUCCACUUUUAGUAACAAUUUUACUGAGAUAUGGAAGAUGAUGAAUCACCACAACUCAAGAGUGUUGUUAUAAUUUCUCUUCCACCUUCAAAUAACCCUUCUUUAGGUAAAACCAUAACCGCUUUUACUUUCUUUAACCCUUUUUCUCAACGACAACUUCAUCAACAUCAACAUCAACAUCAUCAUCAACAACAACAACAACAACAACCUCAAAACAAUGAUCCACCAAUCCAAUCCUACCCAUCAAAUCCUCAGCUUCAGUUUUCAUUCAGAAGACUCUUUCACAUCACCCCAUUAAAACUUUUCACAUUCUUUGGCAUUUUUCUCUUUGCCCUUUUUCUCUAUGGUUCUCUUUUUUCAACUACAACAAUACUUGAACUACGUGGUGUCAAGAACAAUGAUGGUGAUGAUGAACCAAGUAGCUUUCUGCUUCCACUUUUUAAGAAACAUGGUGUUCUUGGUCAGAGAGAUUUGAAGCUUAAAUUGGGGAAGAUUGUUGAUGUUAAAAAAAGGAACGUUAUUGCUUCUAACUCUAAGGUUGUAGCUGUUGACUCUUCAUCUGCUGUUUUUCCAAUCAGUGGCAAUGUUUAUCCAGAUGGGUUGUAUUACACGCAUUUACGUGUCGGAAACCCUCCGAAACGGUAUUUUGUUGAUGUGGAUACAGGGAGUGACUUAACUUGGAUUCAGUGUGAUGCUCCGUGCAGAAGUUGUGCAAAGGGAGCAAAUGCCAUAUAUAAGCCAACACUAUCCAACAUAGUGCCGUCCGUAGACUCUCUAUGCUUGGAAGUUCAGAAAUAUGAGAAGAAUGGAUAUGAUGAAAACUUCCAACAGUGUGACUAUGAAAUUCAAUAUGCAGACCAUAGUUCUUCUUUAGGAGUUCUUAUUAAGGAUGAGCUUCAUCUUAUGACUACUAAUGGAUCCAAAACCAAGUUAAAUUUUGUUUUCGGGUGUGGAUACGAUCAAGAGGGCAUGCUUUUGAACACAUUGGCAAAAACAGAUGGAAUCAUGGGACUGAGCAGAGCGAAAGUAGGCCUACCUUAUCAGUUGGCAAGUAAGGGGCUUAUUAAGAAUGUUGUUGGUCAUUGCUUAGGAAAUGAUGGAGUUGGCGGUGGAUACAUGUUCUUAGGUGAUGAUUUUGUGCCUUCUUGGGGUAUGACUUGGGUACCUAUGGCCCAAACUACAGAUUUAUACCAAACUGAGAUUCUUGGAAUAAACUACGGAAAUCGUCUACUCAGUUUUGAUGGAAACAGCAAAGUUGGAAAGGUGGUUUUUGAUAGUGGCAGUUCUUAUACGUAUUUUCCGAAAGAGGCGUACUUGGAUCUUGUUGCUUCUCUUAAAGAAGUUUCUGGAUUGGGACUCAUUCAAGAUGAUUCAGAUACAACUUUGCCAAUUUGUUGGCAGGCUAAUUUCCCAAUCAGAUCUGUCAAAGAUGUCAAGGAUUACUUCAAGACAUUAACACUUCGUUUUGGAAACAAAUGGUGGAUUUUGUCCACAUUGUUUCGGAUACCGCCGGAGGGUUACUUGAUCAUUAGUAACAAAGGCAAUGUUUGCUUAGCUAUCCUUGAUGGUAGCAAUGUACAUGAUGGAUCCUCCAUUAUACUUGGAGACAUUUCACUGCGAGGACAUUUGGUUGUGUAUGACAAUGUAAACAAGAAUAUUGGUUGGGAGAGAACAAAAUGUGGCAUGCCAAGCAAAAUAUUGAAGAAGACUCACAAUUUCUUAAGUGAUAGUAUGUUAUGAUUCACUCACACCAGAAUCUUAGAUGUCAGUCAAUGUAAAAUAGUCUAUGUAUAGGUACUGCCAUAAUGUAGGAAUUUGGAGGAAUAAUGAAUUAAUAUGGCAUUAUGUUAUCUUAUUUUUUAUUUCUAAGAGCCUAGUGGCGAAACUCAAUGUGCGUUUCGUGCAAAGAAGGGGUGUAUUGUGGAUUUGAACUCUUACCCCUGCAUAUCAAACGUCAUAACAAACUUUUAUCAUAUGAGCUCUGCACUUAUCAAU
Messenger RNA from Medicago truncatula (barrel medic), 2191 nucleotides. RefSeq names its product aspartyl protease APCB1. Lineage: Eukaryota; Viridiplantae; Streptophyta; Magnoliopsida; Fabales; Fabaceae. The transcript is spliced from 9 exons. Gene Ontology annotation, biological process: proteolysis. Bases 227 to 1936 code for a protein of 569 amino acids. The record is from RefSeq and is a predicted model, not a curated record. Gene Ontology annotation, molecular function: aspartic-type endopeptidase activity.